GGGCCGAGGCCCGGCGCCUGCUCUGCUGCCCGCGCUGCCUUUAGCGGUCGCCCCCGCCGCCGCUGCCAGGGACGUGCUGGGAAAGCCGAAGCCCCGGGAGAAGAUGCCGGCCAUCCUGGUAGCCUCCAAGAUGAAGUCGGGACUGCCCAAACCCGUGCACAGCGCCGCGCCCAUCCUGCACGUGCCCCCGGCCCGGGCUGGCCCCCAACCCUGCUACCUUAAACUGGGGAGCAAGGUGGAGGUGAGCAAGACCGCCUACCCGAGCCUGAUCCCCCUGAAAUCGCAGGGGCUGCAAGACCCGGCGGGGGAGGUUCUUCCGCUGCGGAACAGCGGCUCAGUGGAAAACGGGUUCGAUACCCAGAUCUACACGGACUGGGCCAAUCACUAUCUAGCCAAAUCUGGCCACAAACGUCUCAUCAAGGAUCUCCAGCAAGAUGUGACCGACGGCGUCCUCCUGGCCCAGAUCAUCCAGGUCGUGGCAAAUGAAAAGAUUGAAGACAUCAAUGGCUGCCCAAAGAACAGAUCGCAAAUGAUUGAAAAUAUAGAUGCCUGCUUGAAUUUCCUGGCAGCUAAGGGAAUAAACAUCCAGGGGCUGUCUGCAGAAGAAAUCAGGAAUGGAAACCUCAAGGCCAUCCUAGGCCUCUUCUUCAGCCUCUCUCGAUACAAGCAGCAGCAACAGCAACCCCAGAAGCAGCACCUCUCCUCCCCCGUGCCACCUUCUGGGUGUCCUGUGGCCGGGGCCCCCUCCCAGUGCCAGGCUGGCACCACUCAGCAACAGGUGCCGGCCACCGCCCAAGCCCUGUGCCAGCCUCACCAGCCAGCGCUACUCCAGCCGUCCAAAGCACAAGCUGAAAUGCAGUCCAGUGUAUCACCCAAGGACUCAUCUCAAAGCAAAAUCAUCCGCUUCACCCUGGGUCAGAAAAAGAUCUCUAGACUUCCAGGUCCUACCGUAAGGGUAUCCACUGCAGGCAGCGAGGCCAAAACACGUGGAGGGUCAGCCACUGCUAACAACCGGCGCAGCCAGAGCUUUAACAACUAUGACAAGUCCAAGCCAGUCACCUCACCACCCCCACCCCCAGCACCAAGUAGCCACGAAAAAGAACCACUGAGGAGCUCGGCCUCCGCCCACCCCGGCAUGAGCGAAAAUGCAGCUGCUCCCUCGGACACCAGCAGCCCCGCCGUGCCCACUAACUGCAGCGCCUCCUCCGCCAUCCCGCAGCCCUCGGCCGCCAAGCCCUGGCGCAGCAAGUCCCUCAGCGUGAAGCACAGCGCCGCGGCCAGCGCCAGGCCGCCCGCGCCCGAGGCCCCCAGGCCCGCGCCCGAAGCCAUGAAGCCAGCGCCCAACAAUCAGAAGUCCAUGCUGGAAAAGCUGAAACUCUUCAACAGCAAAGGGGGCUCCAAGGCGGGCGAGGGCCCGGGCUCCCGAGACGCGAGCUGUGAGCGGCUGGAGAUCCUGCCGAGCUGCGAGGAGAACGAGGAGCUGGAGCCCGCGGGCCGCACGCUGUCCAGCGCGGGCCCCGCCUCCAGCAGCCCCAAGAUCGCGCUCAAGGGCAUCGCCCAGCGGACUUUCAGCCGGGCCCUGACCAACAAGAAGAGCUCCCCUAAAGGCAACGAGAAAGAGAAGGAAAAACAGCAGCGGGAGAAAGAGAAGGAGAAAGGCAAGGACCUCACCAAGAGAGCUUCGGUGACGGAAAGACCGGACCUCAAGGAGGAGCCCAGGGACGAGCCCAGUGGCGCAGCCGUGACCGAGAUGCCAAAAAAGUCCUCCAAGAUCGCCAGCUUCAUCCCCAAGGGCGGGAAGCUGAGCAGUGCCAAGAAGGAGGCCGCCGCCCCUUCCCACAGCGGCAUCCCCAAACCAGGGCCGAAGAGCACGCCCGGCAAGUCCCCGAGUGCCCCCGCGCUGCCCAAGGAUGGGGAGCGGAGCCGCGGCGCCAAGCCGGGCUCGGGGCUCCCCCCGCAGAAGCCCCCGCUCGAUGGCCGCCACUCCAGCUCCUCCUCCAGCCUGGCGUCCUCGGAGGGAAAAGCCCCGGGCGGGGCCACUCUGAACCACAGCAUCAGCAGCCAGACCGUGAGUGGGUCCGUGGGGAGCACCCAGAGCACGGGAAGCAAUACUGUCAGUGUUCAGCUACCUCAGCCUCAGCAGCAAUACAGCCAUCCCAACACUGCCACGGUCGCACCCUUCCUGUACAGGUCCCAGACGGACACUGAGGGGAAUGUCACUGCCGAGUCCAGCCCCACAGGGAUGAGCACGGAGCCCGGCCACUAUACCAAGAGUGGACAGCCUGCCCUGGAGGAGUGCACGGGGGAAGACCCCGAGGCUCGGCGGCUGCGGACAGUGAAGAACAUCGCUGAUCUGCGGCAGAAUUUGGAGGAGACCAUGUCCAGUUUACGGGGAACUCAGGUGACACACAGCACAUUGGAAACCACGUUUGACACCAAUGUCACUACGGAGAUAAGUGGCCGCAGCAUCCUCAGUUUGACAGGGAGACCCACGCCUCUGUCCUGGCGACUCGGCCAGUCCAGCCCCCGGCUCCAGGCAGGAGAUGCCCCCUCCAUGGGCAAUGGGUACCCACCUCGAGCCAACGCCAGCCGGUUCAUCAGCACCGAGUCGGGCCGCUACGUGUACUCGGCACCUCUGCGAAGGCAGCUGGCCUCCCGGGGCAGCAGUGUCUGCCAUGUGGACAUCUCAGACAAAGCAGGGGACGAGGUGGACCUGGAAGGCAUCAGCGUGGACGCCCCUGGCUACAUGAGCGACGGGGAUGUUCUGAGCAAGAACAUCCGGAGCGACGACAUCACAAGCGGGUACAUGACCGAUGGUGGACUGGGCCUCUACACGCGUCGCCUGAACCGGCUCCCCGACGGGAUGGCGGUGGUGCGGGAGACCCUGCAGCGAAAUACCUCCCUGGGCCUUGGUGACGCCGACAGCUGGGACGACAGCAGCUCCGUCAGCAGCGGCAUCAGCGACACCAUAGACAACCUCAGCACAGAUGACAUCAAUACCAGCUCCUCCAUCAGCUCCUACGCCAACACGCCGGCCUCCUCCCGGAAGAACUUGGAUGUGCAGACUGAUGCUGAGAAGCACUCGCAGGUGGAGAGGAAUUCCCUGUGGUCUGGCGAUGAUGUCAAGAAAUCCGACGGAGGGUCAGACAGCGGCAUAAAGAUGGAGCCAGGGGCCAAGUGGAGGCGGAACCCCUCUGAUGUGUCGGAUGAGUCAGACAAGAGCACAUCAGGCAAGAAGCAUCCGGUCAUCUCGCAGACAGGCUCAUGGCGGCGGGGCAUGACGGCACAAGUGGGCAUCACUGUGCCUCGGACGAAGCCAUCCGCCCCAGCAAGUGCGCUGAAGACCCCAGGAACGGGAAAAACAGAUGAUGCAAAGGUGUCUGAGAAGGGAAGGCUUUCGCCCAAAGCCUCCCAGGUGAAGCGGUCCCCAUCUGAUGCAGGCCGCAGCAGCGGUGACGAAUCCAAAAAGCCCCUACCCAGCAGCUCCAGGACACCCACCGCCAAUGCCAACAGCUUUGGGUUCAAGAAGCAGAGUGGCUCAGUGGCCGGGCUGGCCAUGAUUACAGCCAGCGGGGCCACUGUCACUAGCAGAUCAGCCACACUGGGCAAGAUCCCAAAGUCAUCCGCGCUCGUGGGCAGGUCCAGUGGUCGGAAGACAAGCAUGGAUGGGACUCAGAAUCAGGACGAUGGCUAUCUGUCUCUCAGCUCCCGGACAAACUUGCAGUACCGGAGUCUGCCGAGGCCCAGUAAGUCCAACAGCAGAAACGGGGCUGGGAACAGGUCUAGCACCAGCAGCAUCGAUUCCAACAUCAGCAGCAAGUCAGCGGGCCUGCCCGUGCCCAAGCUGCGGGAGCCUUCAAAAACAGCCCUGGGCAGCUCUCUGCCAGGCCUGGUCAACCAGACUGAUAAGGAGAAGGGUAUCUCCUCGGACAAUGAGAGUGUGGCUUCCUGUAACUCCGUGAAAGUGAACCCAGCUGCCCAGCCUGUGUCGAGCUCAGCCCAAGCAGCCCUGCAGCCUGGGGCCAAGUACCCAGAUGUGGCCUCUCCCACCCUCCGCAGACUCUUUGGUGGGAAGCCUACCAAGCAAGUGCCCAUCGCCACCGCUGAAAACAUGAAAAAUUCGGUGGUCAUCUCCAACCCUCAUGCCACCAUGACCCAGCAAGGUAACUUAGACUCCCCCUCAGGUAGUGGCAUCCUGAGCAGUGGGAGCAGCAGCCCUCUCUACAGUAAGAACGUGGACCUCAACCAGUCUCCUCUAGCCUCCAGCCCCAGCUCGGCCCACUCGGGCCCUUCCAACAGCCUCACGUGGGGCACCACAGCCAGCAGCUCCUCGGCGGUCAGCAAGGACGGCCUGGGCUUCCAGUCAGUCAGCAGCCUGCACACCAGCUGCGAGUCCAUUGACAUCUCCCUUGGUAGCGGAGGGGGGCUGAGCCACAACUCCUCCACUGGCCUCCUCAGCUCCUCCAAGGAUGACUCCCUGCCGCCCUUUGUGCGAACCAACAGUGUGAAGACCACACUGUCGGAAAGCCCUCUCUCUUCCCCUGCUGCUAGCCCUAAGUUCUGCAGAAGUACUCUGCCCAGGAAACAGGACAGUGACCCGCACCUUGAUAGGAACACUUUGCCUAAGAAAGGACUCAGGUACCCCCCCACCUCCCAGCUGCGCACGCAGGAAGACGCAAAAGAAUGGUUAAGGUCCCACUCUGCUGGAGGUCUCCAGGACACCGCUGCCAAUUCCCCCUUUUCCUCCGGCUCCAGUGUAACCUCUCCCUCUGGAACAAGAUUCAACUUCUCCCAGCUUGCGAGUCCCACCACUGUCACCCAGAUGAGCUUGUCCAACCCCACCAUGCUGCGGACCCACAGCCUGUCCAAUGCGGAUGGGCAGUACGACCCAUACACCGACAGCCGCUUCCGGAACAGCUCCAUGUCCCUGGAUGAGAAGAGCAGAACCGUGAGCCGGUCGGGCUCCUUCCGGGAUGGCUUUGAAGAAGUUCAUGGAUCCUCACUCUCCCUGGUUUCCAGCACAUCCUCCAUUUAUUCUACACCAGAAGAAAAGUGCCAGUCGGAGAUCCGCAAGCUGAGGCGGGAACUGGAUGCCUCCCAGGAGAAGGUCUCAGCGUUGACCACCCAGCUGACAGCAAACGCCCACCUCGUGGCAGCCUUUGAGCAGAGUCUCGGAAACAUGACCAUCAGGCUCCAGAGUCUGACCAUGACAGCCGAGCAGAAGGAUUCAGAACUGAACGAGUUAAGAAAAACCAUCGAGCUGCUAAAGAAACAGAACGCAGCUGCCCAGGCUGCCAUUAAUGGAGUAAUUAACACUCCUGAGCUCAACUGCAAAGGAAAUGGCGCCUCGCAGGCCGCAGACCUCCGCAUCCGUAGACAGCACUCCUCCGACAGUGUCUCCAGCAUCAACAGCGCCACCAGCCACUCUAGUGUGGGCAGCAACAUCGAGAGCGACUCCAAGAAGAAGAAGAGGAAGAACUGGGUUAAUGAGUUACGCAGCUCCUUCAAGCAAGCUUUUGGAAAGAAGAAGUCCCCUAAGUCGGCAUCCUCUCAUUCGGACAUUGAGGAGAUGACGGAUUCUUCUUUGCCUUCCUCACCAAAGUUACCACACAACGGCUCCACAGGAUCCACCCCAUUGCUGAGGAAUUCUCACUCCAACUCUCUAAUCUCAGAGUGCAUGGAUAGUGAAGCUGAGACGGUCAUGCAGCUCCGGAACGAGCUGAGAGACAAGGAGAUGAAGCUGACAGACAUCCGCCUGGAAGCCCUCAGCUCUGCCCACCAGCUCGACCAGCUCCGGGAUGCCAUGAAUAGGAUGCAGAGUGAAAUCGAGAAGCUCAAAGCUGAGAAUGACCGGCUGAAGUUGGAGUCUCAGGGCAGCGGCUGCAGCCGGGCACCCUCCCAGGCAUCCAUCUCCGUGUCCCCUCGCCAGUCGCUGGGCCUCUCCCAGCACAGCCUGAACCUCACCGAGUCGACCAGCCUGGACAUGUUGCUGGAUGACACUGGUGAAUGCUCGGCUCGGAAGGAAGGAGGCAGGCAUGUUAAGAUAGUUGUCAGCUUUCAGGAGGAAAUGAAGUGGAAGGAGGAUUCCAGGCCACACCUCUUUCUGAUCGGCUGCAUUGGUGUUAGUGGCAAGACCAAGUGGGAUGUGCUGGACGGGGUGGUUAGACGGCUCUUCAAAGAGUACAUCAUCCACGUGGACCCCGUGAGCCAGCUGGGGCUGAAUUCAGACAGUGUCCUCGGCUACAGCAUUGGGGAAAUCAAGCGAAGCAACGGUUCUGAGACCCCCGAGCUCCUCCCCUGCGGCUACCUGGUGGGCGAGAACACUACCGUCUCCGUGAGCGUCAGAGGGCUCGCGGAAAACAGCCUGGACUCGCUGGUGUUCGAGUCCUUGAUCCCCAAGCCCAUCCUGCAGCGCUACGUGUCCCUGCUGGUAGAGCACCGGCGGAUCAUCCUCUCUGGCCCCAGCGGCACAGGCAAAACCUACCUGGCCAACCGGCUGUCAGAGUACGUGGUGCUUCGAGAGGGACGGGAGCUGACAGAUGGGGUUAUCGCCACCUUCAACGUGGACCAUAAAUCCAGCAAGGAACUGCGCCAGUACCUGUCCAACCUUGCCGACCAGUGCAACAGCGAGAACAAUGCGGUGGACAUGCCCCUCGUCAUCAUCCUGGACAACCUGCACCACGUCAGCUCCCUGGGCGAGAUCUUCAACGGGCUGCUCAACUGCAAGUACCAUAAAUGCCCUUACAUCAUUGGCACAAUGAACCAGGCUACCUCUUCUACUCCCAACCUGCAGCUGCAUCAUAACUUCAGGUGGGUGCUCUGUGCCAACCACACAGAGCCAGUGAAGGGUUUCCUCGGCCGCUUCCUGAGGAGGAAGCUCAUGGAGACGGAGAUCAGUGGGCGGGUGCGGAAUGUGGAGCUGGUCAAGAUCAUCGACUGGAUCCCCAAGGUCUGGCAUCACCUCAACCGCUUCCUGGAGGCUCACAGCUCCUCUGACGUCACCAUCGGCCCCCGGCUCUUCCUGUCAUGCCCCAUCGACGUGGAUGGCUCAAGAGUGUGGUUCACUGACUUGUGGAACUACUCCAUCAUCCCCUACCUCCUAGAAGCCGUCAGAGAAGGACUCCAGCUGUAUGGACGGCGCGCGCCCUGGGAGGAUCCUGCCAAGUGGGUGAUGGACACCUACCCGUGGGCAGCCAGCCCCCAGCAGCACGAGUGGCCUCCCCUGCUGCAGCUACGACCUGAGGAUGUUGGCUUCGAUGGCUACGCCGUGCCGCGGGAGGGAUCCUCCAGCAAACAAGUGCCCCCCAGCGACGCUGAAGGAGACCCGCUGAUGAACAUGCUGAUGCGGCUGCAGGAAGCAGCCAACUACUCCAGCCCCCAGAGCUACGACAGCGACUCCAACAGCAACAGCCACCAUGACGACAUCCUAGACUCGUCCUUGGAGUCCACUCUGUGACAGGGGCCCGGCCGUGGGGCCCACCCUCCACUCCUUGCCUCACCCCAUUCCACCGCAUCCUUCUCCACAUCGUCCGAAGAGGACUUCCUGAGCCAGCCUGGCUACACGCAGCCUCCGAGCCGCAGGAGCCCCAAGUCCCCGAGUCCUCGUGUCCCUCAUCCAACUGCCUGGGGUCCGCUUCCCUCCACAGUGAGAACUGCACUAUCUUCUGUUUGACUUUAAUCCUUGUUUUGCCUUGUUGCUGUGACCUCCCUAAAGACACUGACGAUACUUCUCUCGGGAAAGGAUCAUCGCCAUUGAAAUAAGUUGAAAAUAGUUCAAAAAAGAACCCACUGGAAGCUCUGAAACCAAACAGCGUCCUGCCAGGAGCUGCCCAGAGAUGGAAGGGACAGGAGCCAAGUUGGUGACGUUGACAGCAGGGCUUCCCCGCAGCUGCAGCCACACCCCGACCUCCCACCCAGCCUGUCACAGAACUGGUGCUAGCAGCGGGACACUGGCUUUGGUCACCGGCCCCGCACUGCAGAGCUCGGGCCAGGGAAAGCUGAGAAGGAAACGCAUCAUGCUUUUUUGUGUUUUUUAAAUGGUGCUCUCCUUGCCUGAGAGAUAUUUCGCCUGUUCUAUUCAGCCUCCCGUUCCAGGUCCCUCAGGCCCCCCAUGAUCCAUGAGAGUGAGUGACUGAGUAAAUGUGAGCGUGCGGGUGUGGCUCUCCUUGCAGAACAGCACGUAUCUGUUCCUUUUUUUAUGUGUCAAUGAAUCAGGUUGGUUUUUAUUUUAUUUUUCUGCAAACACUGUGUAUAUUGAGAAUUGUUCUCCUUCGGGGACCUGAUGACCUUGGUAAAAUGAGGUUGAGUUUCUCCCUUUCUGACUCACUUGCUUUUGAAGAUUUUUCUCCUUCCGCUCUUGGUGAGAGUCGCUCCUUUGGUGAAAGUUAGGGCCUCGGGAGUUGAGUUUUGCUUUGGUCGGUCCUGCCCCAUUGUGGUUUUGAGUUCUUCACUGUUCUACACACUCGCCUCCUACUGCUGGGGCUAGGCGGCUCAUGUCCUCCUCCUGGGGGUGAGCCCUGGAGUUUUGCCUUUCCUUCUCAUCUUUGAGGGCUGAGGUCACACUUCGGGCGCCCCAGCCCCAGCCCCAGCUUCAGGUUGGGUGGUGAGGUCACCUCGCAGAAGACUUGCACUUUCCCCACGACCAACGUGGCCCAGCUCAGCGGGGCGGGCGGGGUGGCCACCCCUCCCGGAAGCCCAGCCCUGUCCUCCGUCUGGCCAGCCUUGCCUGACCUCUUCGGUGCUGCCCUUCCCGAAGCGAUGCCUUACUGGGUUUGUCCUAACCACCGUGUUCCUUCACAUGAGUGUUGUGCCUGCCUGAUGUUUUUGUUUUGUUUUUCCCCAUCACAAUGAACAGGGCUAAAGAGUCAUCUAUUCGUUAGGGGAACUCCUCAAGUUGCUGUGACCUUUCUCAUCUAAGACUCAUUUGUGUGGAUGCAUGAGCAUGGGAAAAAGAAAAAGGAAAAAAAAUUCCAUGUUUUUAGGUUCUUCUCACCUCCAGCUGACAACCUGAUAGGACAGUGACCUUCGUCACCAGCCCAGUGUGCAGAACCCUGCUGAUUCUUUUGGCCCGGUCUUUGGCUCACUGGGAUUUUCUUCACCGAGUGUGGUGCAUCUUUUAGUUUGUUUUUGCUUUAUAAAGAGAAUCUUUAUUGGGCUCCAGUGAGGGUGUUUUUAUUAAUGAUCAGGGUUUUAUUCCAUUUUUUGCCUUUCUGUUUCUGAAGGUUUGUGUCUUGGCAUUUUUCUUUAUUUUCUCAUCAUAAGAUCUUGGCCGAAACUGCUCAGCAUCACUUGGAAUGACACUACUCUCUUCCUCUUCGAGAGGAGCCGGGGAUCGUGUUCCACUAACUGGUGACUAGAAAACCUUUCCACACAGUUCCUGCUCACGUCUCGGCCAACUCAGACUCUAUUCUGCUCAGCCUUCAUGAGUCAUCUGGGUGUGAGUGUGUCUUGUGCUGUUUUUGUUUUUAAUAAAACUUUCAACCACAUAUUUAGCCUGUGGCCAGGAGCCAAACCCUGAGCCUUCUGGUAAGCCCGAAGGCUGGCCCUUCUCAGACAAUGUAUCUCCCAGCAAUGACCUUACACUCUCAUACUGUGAAUUUGGGAGGAAAUGAAGCUGACCUCCUCCUCAUGGGCAGUUUUCCCAGUCACCUUUCGAGUAGACACCUGCAAAUGUUAUUUGAAACUUUGGGGUUUGUUUUUUUCAAUGACACCCUCUCUUCUCUUUAUCCCCUUACCCCAGACUUCCCUCCCACUGGGUCCAGACUCAGAACCAAGACCUGUGUACCUGGUGCUGCCCGAGAGGCAAACAGCGACCCCACGUACUGGCCCUUGUGUGACUUCACAACUCAGUGCCCUUCUUAAAGCUUCGGGAAGCAGGGUUGUCAAAUAUGCCUAUUUCUUAUUUUGAUCAUAGUUUUACUUUUCGUGUCACUCACCUUUGACAAAGUGACUUUGUACUCAUUUAGGGCUCUGUCUGAAAUGCUUCCAUUUUGCCUUUUUCUACUGUUAGGCUAAUUUUGAAAAGUAUGAAAUUCUAUGCAACAUGUAAGUUGAGUUACUAAUGGAAGCCAAAAGUUUUCUUCCCAAACUGCCAAGAAUUAUACAGGCCAGCCAUAAAUGAGAUGGGAAUAACUUUUAAUUUAAGGUUUGGGGUGGGGUGGGGUAGGGUGGGACAAGGAACAAGACUUGCCUAGACCUUUGUCAUAUCUUAGGGACAUUUUUUAUUUCCCUGUUUAAUGCUCAAACUUCCAAAUUCUGUGUAUUCCAAUUUGAUUGUGGUGAAUCUACUUCAAAAGGAAGAAUAAUCUAACUUCAUGGAUAUUAAAUGGAAGGUUUGCUGUUUUGACCUAGGUGUUUCCAGUGGAGCAGUUUAUGAAAUAUGUUCUAUAAGAUGUACAUUUUUUCAUUGUAACAUAGAAAUUGUAAAUAAUUGAUUAAAGUGCUGCAUUUUGAUGAAUUUUUUCUAGCCAUUUUUAAAGAGAAAACUAGGAAUUGAGUAUUUUGUGUACGGUAUGUUUCCAUCCUCCCUCCCACUCCUCCUGCCUUCCUUCCCUAUUUAAUUUUCAUUUGUCAUGAGGUUUCUGGAUUUGCCAGUGAUCUGCUGGAGAUCAUGCCCCACGUCAUAGAAAAUAAAGCUGAUGAUUGUACCAGUCUUAAAUUAUUCAUGAUUCAAUAAAAUUGAUGCUUAUUUAUUCAAA
Molecule: messenger RNA, 10697 nt
Organism: Heterocephalus glaber (naked mole-rat)
Lineage: Eukaryota; Metazoa; Chordata; Mammalia; Rodentia; Bathyergidae
Source: RefSeq, a predicted model, not a curated record